Messenger RNA from Aspergillus wentii DTO 134E9, 1698 nucleotides. Its product is annotated as putative siroheme synthase. The transcript has 2 exons. Gene Ontology annotation, molecular function: uroporphyrin-III C-methyltransferase activity. NCBI's taxonomy places the organism in Eukaryota, Fungi, Ascomycota, Eurotiomycetes, Eurotiales, Aspergillaceae. Gene Ontology annotation, biological process: siroheme biosynthetic process; sulfate assimilation. The record is from RefSeq and is a predicted model, not a curated record. The coding region runs from base 1 to 1698 and encodes 565 amino acids.
AUGAAGGAUGCGUCGUGCGAUAACAGCCCUCGGGCACCUUUACUGGCAGCAGUAAAUGCAGAUUCUCAGGUGCAUUUGAUUGUCGGUUCAAAUCCUCUUGCAGCAGCUCGUUGUGCCAAAAGCCUCGAGGCUGGUGCGAAGCCAAUCAUCAUUGCUCCGGAAACAGAAGAUUUGCAAUAUGCAUUGUCUGAACGUAUCGCAAAUGGAUCAGCACAAUGGGUACGCAAAGAAUUCCACGAUGAAGAUCUAACGAGUUUGGGGCGAGAAGAAGUCGACCAUGUCGUGGACAUGGUUUUUGUCACACUAGGCGGAAAUCACCCACUCAGCUCUCACAUCUCGAAGCUCUGUCGACGUCUAAGGAUUCCAGUCAACGUGGCUGAUGCUCCUGAUCUUUGUACAUUCACCUUGCUUUCUACAUACUCGGAUGGCCCUCUCCACAUUGGCAUUACUACAUCAGGACGCGGUUGCAAGCUUGCAUCCCGUCUACGGAGAGAGAUCUCUGCUUUCUUACCACCAAGCCUUGGAGCUGCGAUUGACAGGCUGGGUGCAGUCAGGAGACGCUUAUGGGCCGAAGACCACGCUGCUGGACUAUGCGGCGAGACCUUUGAGGGCGAAGAUGAUGAUUCCACAGGCCAGAAACAUACAUUCAACACAUUGGUCACCCAAGAUGACGUUUCAGCAACCAAAACAAGACGCAUGCGUUGGCUUUCCCAGAUAUGUGAAUACUGGCCACUCCGCAAACUCGCGGACAUCAGCGAUUCCGAUAUUGAUGUUAUCCUCGAGGCUUAUUCGUCUGGAAAGAAUGACGCUAAAGAAAUCAACGGUGCUGAGUCCUCGCCACGGACAGGGAAGAUUGUUCUGGCUGGCUCCGGCCCAGGACAUCCAGACUUAUUGACCCGAGCAACCUAUCAUGCAAUCCAGAACGCCGACAUCAUUUUGGCAGAUAAGCUUGUGCCUGCGCCAGUUCUGGAGCUCAUUCCUCGGAGAACAGAGGUUCACAUUGCACGCAAAUUCCCGGGCAACGCAGACCAAGCACAAGAGGAGUUCCUCCAAAUGGGAAUAAAAGCUCUUCGUAGCGGACGACAUGUGCUUCGAUUGAAACAGGGAGACCCUUAUCUUUAUGGUCGUGGAGGAGAAGAGUUCGAAUUCUUCCGCAAUGAAGGAUUUGUCCCUGUUGUCCUUCCUGGAAUCACAAGUGCACUGAGCGCCUCACUAUUUGCAGAUAUUCCAGCAACUCACCGGGGCGUAUCUGAUCAAGUCUUGAUUUGCACAGGAACUGGCAGAAAAGGCGCGGCCCCAGAACCUCCUACAUAUGUACCGACGCAGACAGUUGUUUUCCUCAUGGCAUUGCACCGAUUGUCAGCUCUCGUGGAGUCUCUCACUACACCAGCAGCAGACAAUAGCAGCUCGCGCCCCAGGACGCCCUGGCCAAAGAAAACUCCUUGCGCGAUCAUUGAGCGGGCUUCUUGUGCAGACCAGCGAGUAAUUCGCUCUACACUUGAGCAUGUGUGCAAGGCAUUUGAGACUGAGGGGUCACGGCCGCCCGGAUUGCUGGUGGUUGGAGCUAGUUGCCACGUCUUGCACCAACAGAAAGACCAGAAAUGGGCUGUCGAGGAGGGAUAUCGGGAUCUCGAUGAACUGCGCAGCAAGAUCGACGAGCCUCCGGUGAUUGGAGUGAAGAGAAAGUGCGCUGAAUGA